Zingiber officinale is the source of this 911-nucleotide messenger RNA. RefSeq lists its product as uncharacterized. The record is from RefSeq and is a predicted model, not a curated record. Lineage: Eukaryota; Viridiplantae; Streptophyta; Magnoliopsida; Zingiberales; Zingiberaceae. Bases 273 to 671 code for a protein of 132 amino acids. The transcript is spliced from 2 exons.
UCACUUUGGCACCCACAUUUCUCCCGAAUCUCUCCUACCGAACCCCUCUCACGCAUAGUCUUCUCCUCCCAAAUCUCUCCUACCGAACCCCUAUCACGCGUGCAUACUAGUCUCCUCAUCUCAUCUUAUGCCCUCUCCGUCCAACCCCUCUUUGACGAACCCUCUUCGCGAACCUCUCCUCUGAACUCCUCUCCGUCUAACGAUAUUCUGUUGAAUCCCUCUCCCGCUGAACCUAAAAUCCAACUUCCGAAUUCAGGAGCCAUCAUCUCUUCAUGCUGCAAAUUUCUCCCAAUCGGGAGAAGUGCUACAACCGGCUUCAUCAAUCCAUAGCCUCUUCGUCGACAGAUCUCUUGUCGGAGAAGCUUCAUCCAGCCAUCCCACACAACUUCUUCGUCACGAGCACAGCUCAACCCACUCCAUCCGGAUCACACUCGCAAUCCCUCUCUGAUCAGCUCUUUAUCUGUAGCUCUUCUUCCAAGAAUCGAACAACAACCAUCUCUCCGUUCAAGCCUUCCAAGCUCCUCAGAUCAGUUCCAUCUGAAGCUUCCAACAAUAACCUUCAAGAUCCGGAUAACAUUGGAGCAGCAAUUACAUGCUAUGUGGCACUGCAUCCGAACCUCAGGGGUGUGACUGGGAAGUACUUCGACGAAGAAUUAUCAAGAAGGCUUUGAGAUUUAAGCGAGAAGAUGUUAAAGCCAAUGAGUAAAGAACAUUCAAGUCAAGAGGAUAAGUAGCAUCUAUCAAGAUCCUUUAAGUUCAUGCAAUAAAAUGUAGUCAAUAGAAGUAGUUUUGAGUGUCUCCUAAUUAAAAUUUUUUGUAUUCGAGUAAUUAUGUUUUUAUAGAAGUGUAAGGAUGAUAAUUUGUAUAUUUAUCUUGGUUGAUUAUUUAAUAAUAUGUUAUUCAUUGAAGUA